Molecule: messenger RNA, 977 nt
Organism: Solanum pennellii
Lineage: Eukaryota; Viridiplantae; Streptophyta; Magnoliopsida; Solanales; Solanaceae
Exons: 5
Coding region: 12-977 (321 amino acids)
Source: RefSeq, a predicted model, not a curated record
AGAAGUGGGUGAUGACUGGUCUUCGUGAUGCUUGGAGGCGACACAAGCAAAAAAUUAAAAAGAAUUUUUUUGAUAAAAACAGUACCCUUGAGGAUAUGCUAGCAAAAUGUCCUGAUGGCAUUCCACAUAAUCAAUUCCGCCAGUUGAUCGAGUAUUGGAAACACCCAACUGUUCAAGCUAUAUGCGAGAUGAAUUCUCAAAACAGGAAAAAACAAAAGUGGAGGCAUCGAAUGGGACCUAUUAAUUUUGGUAGAGUACGCGUGGCAUUGCGUGCAGCCAAAGACAACAACGAAGAACCAUCAAAGCCUGAAAUAUUUAUUGCAUCUCGUACCAAGAAGGGAAAGGAAAUCCAGGCUGAUACCCAAGUUGCAAUAGCUGAACUUCAAAAUCGCCAAAAUUCUGGGGAAACAGCUGAUGAUGCAUUUAGGGCAGUGUUUGGAAAGGAGCAGCCUGGUCGAGUUAGGUGCUAUUGUAGAUCAGUGACAACAAGUUCUUUGAAGAAAGAUGAGGAAAUUAACAAUCUAAAACAAAAGCAUGCCGAUGAAAUCACUUCUCUAAAGGAAGAAUUGAGAGAAGAAAUGCGACAUUUAUUCACUCAAUUGCUGCAAAACAACCCUGGAUUGAAUUUUCAAGAUACACCAGGGUGUGUUGGAUCUAACCUUGCUUCACCUAUUGAUGCAAGUAGUGCACAAGUUGUAAGAGGCACAAAUCAUCCAUAUUCUUCGGGAUCAUCUCAAGAUUCGGUUCUUCAAAAGAUUGGACACAAGGUUAGAGAUUGCCCUAAUAUAAGGAGUCAAGAGAAGGGAACUGGCCAAGUUCAAGCUAGUGCUACUAGUUCUGAAGCUAAAAAAAGGAACCACUUUUAUGCUCUUCGCUCUAGCAGUGAGCAAGAGGAGUCUCGCGACAUGGUCACCGGCAUGAUACAUGCAUUCUCUAUUGUUGUUUAUGUUUUACUUUAUCCCGGUGAUAUCUUGUAA